Messenger RNA from Uranotaenia lowii, 1085 nucleotides. RefSeq lists its product as uncharacterized. Gene Ontology annotation, molecular function: cytoskeletal protein binding. Gene Ontology annotation, biological process: regulation of cell projection organization. The record is from RefSeq and is a predicted model, not a curated record. The transcript has 4 exons. The coding region runs from base 263 to 1066 and encodes 267 amino acids. Gene Ontology annotation, cellular component: ciliary basal body. Lineage: Eukaryota; Metazoa; Arthropoda; Insecta; Diptera; Culicidae.
GAGUCUCUCGGAACAGUUCACUUUCAGUCUUCCAACUGGUUAAAUUCGCUUUCCGUUUCCGACACCUGAAAUUAUCCAACGCUGAAAUUGAAAAAAAAUAGUGAUUGAGUGCGGAUAUUUGCGUGGAAAAGUGGAAACGCAGUAGGCACACCGUUGGAAUGGAACGGGAAACCUUUUAACAUGCGUAAAGUUUUUGAAGUUUGUGCGUGCAGAAAGCUUCCGGAAAUAGUGUUCGGAAACUACCAUCAACACUCCCCGGCUAAUGGAAGGAUUUGACUACGUAAUUCAACGGCCCCCGCAGCCGAAACUAUGCUUCGGCUCAACAAUCACUCGGGAGGCGGCCCCACUGGAAGGUCCGGCCCAGAGCAACAUUAUGCGGGCAACCAUGCCGGAACUGCUGGCCCCGGAACUGGCCCCCGGUUCCUAUAACAUUAGCUACUUUAGCAAGGUGUCCCACCCGGCCCUGAACGCCGGCAUCUACAGCAAAAGAGGCUUCGGACCAAUGGCAUCCCCAUCGCCUCGGUUUAAAACUGAUGAGGUAGUUAUCGGACCCUCGAUUGGGGAGUAUGACGCUUAUAAAACUAAACCCUUGAAACCGUCGGUGAAACCUUUUGGGUCAAGCAUUAGCCGGUGGCAGGAGAAACCCAAACUAGCUGUUCCUGGACCGGGAACGUACAUCGCGAAACAACGGAAAGACAUCAAGCGGCACUCGUUCGGAUCGCACAUCAAAGUGAUCCCGGCCACCCGGACGCUUUGCAAACCGGAAAACUUCGAUACCUGCCAGUGUUGCGCUAAAAAGCCGGAAGUUGAUUAUUGGAAAAACUUGAAAACCGAAAGAGUACUGUGUCGGGCUUGUAUGGAGAAGGAAGUGGAUGAUGCGAUCCGUCAUUCUCGGACGAAAUCGGUUAUGAUGAGUCGGUUGGCCGCCCUGAGGGAGUUCCGGAGGGUGCGGCAUUGCAGUUACUACCAUAGGCAUGAUAAAACAACGGCAGCGGUGCAGUUUGUGAGCAAUCGGGAUCUGAAACGCAAGUUCCAUAUCGAGAACUACCUUUCGAUGUUUGAAUAAAUUCUAGUUUAUUACUGUU